Molecule: messenger RNA, 4546 nt
Organism: Eublepharis macularius
Lineage: Eukaryota; Metazoa; Chordata; Lepidosauria; Squamata; Eublepharidae
Gene: ALDH5A1
Product: aldehyde dehydrogenase 5 family member A1
Exons: 10
Coding region: 28-1611 (527 amino acids)
Biological process (GO): GABA catabolic process
Molecular function (GO): succinate-semialdehyde dehydrogenase (NAD+) activity
Source: RefSeq, a predicted model, not a curated record
CCUUCCCCGUCUCCGAGCACCGCCGCCAUGGCCGCCCGGUUAGCCUCGCGGAGCGUUCGAGCGUCACUAAUCCACUCCCUUUUACGACUGCAGCCUAGGCCGGCUUGGGGGCGCCGUUUCCCGGCCCGCGCGAGCAGCACAGGCCUUGGCCCAGCCAUGUUGCCCAGCUCCCUGGCGCGCUGCGAGGGCUUCGUGGGAGGCCGCUGGGUGCGGGUGGCAGCCACGUUCCCCGUGCGGGAUCCGGCCAGCGGCGCAGAGUUGGCCCAGGUGGCGGACUGCGGGGUGGCAGAGGCGCGGGCCGCCGUGAAGGCCGCCUACGUCGCGGGAGCCGCUUGGAGCGCAGUCUCCGCCAAGGAAAGAGGUGCUUUGCUUCGUAAAUGGUAUGAUUUGAUGAUAGAAAAUAAAGAGGACCUUGCCAAGAUAAUUACCGCAGAAAAUGGGAAACCACUCAAAGAAGCUCUAGGCGAAAUUCUGUACUCUGCUUCUUUCUUGGAAUGGUUUGCUGAGGAAGCGCGGCGGACUUACGGUGACAUCAUUCCAUCUUAUGCAAAAGACCGAAGAAUUCUAGUACUAAAGCAGCCAGUGGGAGUUGCUGCUAUCAUUACACCUUGGAAUUUUCCAAGUGCGAUGAUUACACGGAAAGUGGGUGCAGCUCUGGCAGCUGGCUGUACAGUGGUGGUUAAACCAGCAGAAGAUACCCCUUUAUCUGCUUUAGCCCUUGCUGAGCUUGCAAAUCAGGCUGGAAUUCCUGCAGGAGUAUACAAUGUUAUUCCAUGUUCCAGACAACAAGCAGCAGCAGUUGGGGAAGUGCUGUGCACUGAUCCCUUGGUAGCCAAAAUCUCUUUUACUGGAUCAACAGCUACAGGAAAGAUAUUGUUGCACCAUGCUGCUGGCACUGUGAAGAGGGUCUCCAUGGAGCUUGGAGGACAUGCUCCGUUCAUAGUGUUUGACAGUGCUGAUGUAGACAAAGCAGUUGCAGGAGCAUUAGCUUCUAAAUACAGAAACUCAGGCCAGACCUGUGUAUGUACCAACCGCUUCUUAGUGCAAAAAGGGAUCCAUGAUGCAUUUGUGGAAAAAUUUGCGCAAUCCAUUAAGAAAGAGCUGCGUGUUGGCAAUGGAUUUGAUGAGGGGACUACCCAAGGACCCCUGAUUAAUGACAAAGCUGUGGAAAAGGUUGAGAGACACAUUGAUGAUGCAGUUUCCCAAGGAGCAUCCAUAGUGACAGGAGGAAAAAGGCACAGUUAUGGAAAAAAUUUCUUUGAACCAACUCUGCUCAGCAAUGUCACAACAAGCAUGUUGUGUACACAAGAAGAGACUUUUGGUCCUUUGGCACCAGUUAUCAAGUUUAAUACAGAGGAAGAAGCUCUUGCCAUAGCAAAUUCAGCCAAUGUGGGCUUAGCAGGUUAUUUCUACUCUCGGGACCCUGCUCAGAUUUGGAGAGUUGCAGAGCGAUUGGAGGUUGGAAUGGUUGGUGUCAAUGAAGGAAUUAUGUCUGCUGUAGAGUGCCCUUUUGGUGGCGUAAAGCAAUCUGGACUUGGAAGAGAAGGUUCAAAAUACGGUAUCGAUGAAUAUUUGGAAUUAAAGUAUGUUUGUUUUGGAGGUUUACAAUAGCCAUUAUGAGUAUGAAACAGAUGUAAAACUAGAUUAUGUUUUGAAGCAUUCAUAAGUGAUGUACAUAAAUACUGAGGUCUCCUCCCCUUAAAAUGAAUAUGUUUACGCAAUGAUGUUUAUACCUAGAAUUGUGGCAGUGUAUCACAACACAAAUUCUGGUAUUACAUUUGUGUCUGAAGGUUUGUAGGAAUAUAGAUCUGCUUUCGGUACUGUCUUUAUCAUAACACAGGGAAGAACAGCAAUUCUUUAUUGAUCUUUACUCUGAAGAAUUUUGAGAUUUUUGCUAAUUUAGGUCCAUUUGGAGGGGGCAGAGAAGAAGAGAUGUGUUUCUACCUUUUCCUCUUAUAUGUGAAACAGUUGUCUUAAAUAAUAGUGCCAAAAUCUGAAUUAUUUUUUUUCAAAUGUUAGACUUCUUUCUGAUUGCCUGUCUAAAGGCUACUACUGAGAGAACAUUUGAUGCUCACAACUAUAAUCUCAUCACUAUUGUCAUGUGAUAUCUGGAACUAAAUGUCUUUGUAAACAUGUGUAGAGUCUCUCAGAGUAUCUUCCUGUUGUUUAUGAUAGUUCUUGAUCCAGCGCUCCAAAGAAACCUGUGAUUUGUGCUUACUAGCUGAACUUUGAGAUCAAAUGUUGUAUAUUUAUACAAUGGCACAAAGGUAUGAGCCUCGGCUGUUGCAGUUUAUCUGGCUUGGUGUCUACCCAGUGAAAAAAUGUGUACUUGUACCCUUAGACUCUCCAAAGAUACCCUCAUGACACAAAAGGGGAUCUUUAGAAGUUGGUGGAAUAAUUUUGUAGAUAAGCACACAAUACCCAUAUGCACAAAUGGUCUUUGGACCUGUAUGCACUGGAAGAAUUGGUUUUAGCUCAAAUGCCAAAAUACGAGGGCUCUUGCUUCCCUAAAACCCUUCCUGUUGCAUUACUGUUCUGGCUCCUGUUACUGCCCUUGAAGGUCUGAUAAAAUUCACUUUCAAGUAAUUUCUGUCUGAAAGACUUUUUGCCCCCUUCUUGAUCUUGCUGCUCAUUCUAGAGAUGUACUGACGGCCAGCAAUAGGAGCUUUAAUCUUAGGUAGGCAAAAACCUCACAAGGACAAAAGGAGUUAAAGGACAAGGAAGGACUUGAGGAGCUUCCUACUGAUAAAAGUAGCAGUGCAGUAUAUACUUAGAAUCCAAUCAAGAUGUGGUGUGAUUCAAGCUCAUGAUCACAUAAAUUUAAAUAGCCUAAUGUAGAUGUUGCAUCAAGUCCUCUUUGUGUUAAUAGCUAAUUCUUUAUAUGGAAGACUUUAGUAGAACUGAGACAUGUUACCAUAGCUGUCUUAAACUGAAAAGGUAUUCUAUUACCUGCUUUAUUCUAUAUUGUUUAGCAAAACUUCGUAACGAGUUCUGUCUUUUAAGCUCCUUUGCUAUUGUCAAAUAUGUCCUGGAUCCAAAGAGCUGCUUCAGAUGAACCAGGUGGCUUCCCCAAAUGUGUGGUGAAUGUGCCUUUUUAAAAAAAUGCUAAUAUCCAUGUGAUCAAGAGCUCCAUGCUAAUAUCACUAUCUAUGUUUGAGACUUCCCUAGAUUUAUGAAGUGAUCUGCAACGCAGCAUGGGGAGCUCUUCAGGAAACACUUGUUGAAACCUCUUUGGGUACAUGGGACUAGUUCUGUGGUUCUUUGGAUCCUAGCUUUUUUUCUUGUUGAAUCUAGAACGAGUUCUAGUUGAAUCUAGUAUAAGAGUUACUGCCUUUGCUAGAGACAGAAAGCUAGGGUCGGAUCCCUCGUUUUUACUCUCAGCUAAUUCUCCUUAUUACAGUCCCUAUUUUACAUGCUCUUCUAUCCAUCCAGAUCCCAUGAUCUCCAGCAGAACCUUUUUUGGACCCCUCACCUCCUUUUUACCAGCAGAAAAGUUACUUGGACCAACCUCUAAAUUAUAGCAUUUCAUAGAAUUCUGGGUGGGGGUCGGGGGGAACAUAUCCUAGUACAAAUUGCUGCUCUUUAGAGAAAAAAAAUAUCACAGUGUACCAGAUACUUGAUCUCCUGCUAACGAACUGUGAGAGGCUCAAAUAAACCAUUAUGGGACUGAGUGGUGAAUGCCUGUUUACAGUAUCUUUCUUUGCUGCGCUCUUGCAUCCAUGCGGGUGAGGACUUGACGUGGCUGGAAAUGGGCAUGGCCUAGCUUUUUCAUCCAGAUGCCAUAAUUAUUAGAGUAUAUCAAAGUCACUGAGGCUCUCAAUGCUAUUCCCUGACAGUAUUCAGUGCAGUUCCCAACUCUUAAGGGAGAUAGGAGCUAAACACACAACAACAAUUGCUUUCUCAUGGGGACAGCUAAAAGGUUAGUUCAAAUACUUGCAUUCUGGCCCCAAUGGGCUGAUCUUCUAGUGUUGUUGAAAAGUCUAUAAAUGACUAUUACAGCCCAACAUUUGAAGGUGAUAAGAUAAUUCAAGUUUGCAGUCCAUGUAUGGUGUGAAUGAGCCUCCAAAGCCUUUUCAUUUGAAGUGGGAAAAUGGUUGGGAGAAUCUGUUCUCAGACUAUUCUUCUCUUGUGGUAGUUGGUAAACAUUUGAUGUGUAAAAAAUACAGUUUGAAGCAUCUAAAAGCACAACCCCCCUCCCAAAAACCUAUGGAUAAAAUAUGUUCAAAUCUUGUCAAUGGGCUUUUCUGGAAGAAUACAGUUAAGUGUGUGUGAGAAACAAACGUUGACAGUAUGUAACACAAGAUAAUCCAUUCCUAACCAUUCAUUUUGACUAAAAAAAUUUAUGGGCGGAACAGAUUGGUUUUAAUAUUUGUAUGUAUAUGUCUGCAUAAAAAUGUGUCACUGUUUGAGCGUUUUAUACUGUAAUUCCUUAGUGGAAAGAGCUCCUUGAAUUCUUAUAUUGAUGUUCUUUCCCCAAGCAGUGUUUAACAUGUAUUUCUAAUAGACAGCUUUUAAUGAAUACAAUAAAUAUCUAACUUGUUUUGAA